Messenger RNA from Siniperca chuatsi (mandarin fish), 4475 nucleotides. RefSeq names its product protein tyrosine phosphatase non-receptor type 9a (gene ptpn9a). Gene Ontology annotation, biological process: protein dephosphorylation. NCBI's taxonomy places the organism in Eukaryota, Metazoa, Chordata, Actinopteri, Centrarchiformes, Sinipercidae. Gene Ontology annotation, molecular function: protein tyrosine phosphatase activity. Bases 555 to 2267 code for a protein of 570 amino acids. The record is from RefSeq and is a predicted model, not a curated record. The transcript is spliced from 13 exons.
GAGCUCUGUGUGUGUGUGUGUGUGUGUGUGUGUGUGUGUGUGUGUGUGUGUGUGUCUCCCUCACAACAUAAAGGCGACGUUCAGGGCUAAAAACUUGCAAUUCAUGGCAUGGAGGAGUCAGCGCACAGCCGCAGCCCUCUGAUCUGUACAAGGGUCGGUGAAUGAGCAGCAGAUCAUGGUCUGAACCCAGUUAUCAUCGAGCCGAAACAAAGCCUCGUCUAGCUGCUCGAGUGUAGUCCACUUUGUUUGUUUUUUCCCCCUCCUCUGCUUUUUCUUCUCGGUGAAAUCUGACACACCAUCAGCGGCUUUUCUCUCUAGUUUGGAUGGCAGAUUCGGGUAAAUUGUCCUGAGCGUUUCGCAGUCAAACAGUAUCAAGAGAAAAGAAACAUUCAGCUCAUACUGCAGCGUUUCAGAUGCCUUCAACUUUGAGCCAGAGGGACAACCCCUAAACCCCGUUUUCACACGAGGGACAGACGCACAGACAUCUCCGUCAUCUUCCACUUUAUGUGAAGAACGCGUCUCGGUAAACGGUGAUCAGAGAACUGACGGGGGCCAUGGCAGCUACUUUAUCGGCGGAGGAAGAACAGGCUACAAGGCAGUUUCUGGAGGAAAUCAACAAGUGGACCAGUCAGCAUGGAGUGUCACCGUUGUCCAGAGAAUUGGCCGUCAAGUUCCUCAUGGCUCGCAAGUUUGACGUCCUCCGAGCCAUCGAGCUAUUCCACAGCUACAGAGAAACGCGUCUUAAAGAAGGAAUCGUCAGACUUCAGCCUCAGGAAGAACCUCUGCGCUCGGAGCUGCUCAGUGGAAAGUUCACUGUGUUGAGUGUACGGGACCCUUCUGGGGCAUCUAUUGCCUUGUACACGGCCAAACUUCAUCACCCAAACAAGACAGGCAACCAUGUGGUGCUUCAGGCGCUCUUCUACCUCCUGGAUCGGGCCGUGGAAAGCUUUGAGACCCAGAGGAAUGGCUUGGUGUUCAUCUACGACAUGGCAGGCUCCAACUACACAAACUUUGAGCUGGACCUGAGCAAGAAGAUCCUCAACCUGCUCAAGGGGGCAUUCCCUGCCAGGCUGAAGAAGGUGUUGAUUGUCGGGGCCCCUGUUUGGUUUCGAGUGCCCUACAAUCUGCUCAGCCUGCUUCUCAAGGAGAAACUUAGGGAGAGGGUUCAGAUGGUGAAAAUGGCCGAGCUGCGCCAACACCUCCCCAGAGACUGUCUCCCCCAGCACCUCGGCGGCCUGCUGCCUCUGGAAGCAUACAGCUGGAACCAGCAGCUACUGGCGGGCCAGAAUGGCCGGGUAGACCCAGUGGACGAGCUGGUGGGCAUUCCCGUGGAAGAUGCUUCCAUUCACGUCUCCGGACCAGAGUCCAUGCGCCCGCAGGAGCUGCUGACACACCUCGGCAGGCUUCAGCGCUCAGGCAUCCAUCAAGAGUAUGAGGAGCUUCGCAAAGAACCGCCGCCUGGAACUUUCCACUGUGCACAAUCAGCCUACAAUCAGGAGAGGAAUCGCUAUGGAGACGUGCUGUGCCUUGAUCAAACAAGAGUUCGUUUGAAAGCCAGAAGGAAUGAGAGAUCAGACUACAUCAAUGCGAGCUUCAUGGACGGCUAUAAACAGAGGAAUGCAUACAUUGGUACUCAAGGACCACUGGAAAAGACCUACAGUGAUUUCUGGAGAAUGGUUUGGGAACAAAACGUGCUUGUUAUCGUCAUGACAACCAGGACAGAUGAGGGCAGUCGGAGGAAGUGUGGACAGUAUUGGCCUCUGGAGGAAGGGGGACAGGAGGUCUAUGGCCAUAUGGCAGUGGUUAACCAAAGGGUUGAUCACCACACCCACUACAACCACACCACCCUCGAACUGCACAACACUGAGACAUGUGAACAGAGACAAGUGAGUCAUUUCCAGUACCUCAGCUGGCCUGACUAUGGCGUUCCCACUUCAGCAGUGACUCUCAUUGACUUCCUGGGAGCUGUGAAGAGACAACAGAGGAAAAUGGUGAAGGCCUUGGGACUUCAGUGGACAGGCCACCCACUGGGACCCCCAAUGGUGGUCCACUGCAGUGCAGGGAUUGGGAGAACAGGUACCUUCUGUGCCCUGGACAUCUGUCUGUCCCAGCUACAGGACGUAGGCUCACUAAAUGUAUGCCAGACGGUGCGACGCAUGAGAACACAAAGGGCCUUCAGCAUUCAAACCCCAGACCAGUACUACUUCUGCUACAAUGCCAUUUUGGAGCACGCCCAAAGGCAGGGCCUGCUUCCAGCCAAUCAGUGAGCUUCAGCCCUGACUUCCCAAACCAAUCCAUGAGCCCUGACAUUUCUGCAGUCAAUCUGUUAACCCCAAGCCGUGUUGUGUGACCAAUUAGUGAGCCCAGGAAAGGUAACUUCCUCACAGAAGCUGUCCUUUGAAACUAGGCCAUUCUUCUUCUGCAAGCCAGACCAAGACAAGACAGUGACAAAGAAAGGCUUGAGUGUUGACAUUAUGAUGUUUCAAUGUGAUAACAUUCUCGCUUCCAACAAUGUGACGUUUUGUUUUUGCUGAACAUAUCUCAGAAAAUACAUGGUGGCGUGAACAAACUGCUCCUUUGCAGUUUUGUAGUGUGAUCAAGAUAGUGUUCAUCAACCUUUUUAUUUAUUUGCCACUUUAAACUGAUGGUUUGAAAGGAGCAGUUCACCCUAAAAUAAAAAAUCAGUCAUUAUCCACUCAUCCCGUAUCAGUUAAAACUCCACUAAAGUUUGUAUGACUGCAAAACAAUUAGGUUUAUUUGUAGCCAAAUGAAUGCCCCAUAGGCAUAAUUACUGUACACGGACAAUAUCUUGGUCAGAUGCAUGACGUAACCACUGUAGUUCCAUGCCAAGUGCUUAACUUUUAUGCUUUUUAUGUACAAAUUGUAUUUAUUGGCGUUUCAAGUGACAUGGGUGAGACAUAAGUUACUGACACAAUUUUCAUUUUGGGGUGAAAUGAUCCUUUUAACUAAGUACACCAUUUUCAUUCCAAACAGGGAGCAACAAUAAAAGGUUUUAGAUAUAUUGCGUUCAAUGUAGUACAUUUUUAGAACAUGGUAUGUGUCACAUAGAUGGUACGAGGUAGUUCUACCUAGUCUCAGGAGUGUCAUACUGAACACAAGGAUGUGAAACUGCCCAACUUGUUGCCAAAAAACAACUUAGUCAAAAAGUCUUUUGCCAAGAAGUUGUUGUAUUCCUUUGAGGUUGCAUGAUGCAUUCUCUGCUGCCUAAGUAAAUAUCUCUGAAUGGCAGUAAAGAGAGGUAAAGCACAUCCAAAAUGAUCAGGCUGUAAACUCCCAAAUGGACAUUACAUCCCCUCUGUGAUCACUCAUUAAAUUGCUGUCCAUGUGAAUUCCUCCUUUAGUUUUUUGUUUUGUUUUUCCAAACGUAUCCAUUGAAACCCAGACCUUCCAUCUCACCUAAAUAUUGAGAUUGCCUGACUUGCAGUACAGACAAUGACCAGUGUCUGGCCGCCUAUGCUCACUAGCAGUGCCAUUAUGCUUUAGUGAUUGUGGGAAUGUAUUGCUAAGCGCCCACACACAUGCACACGCACACAUUUUAGAGCAGUCUGCAGUGACUAUGCCAUUGAGGCAUGCAUCCGUGGAAGUCAUCAGUUAAGACCUCACGAGUAGUGCAAUACUUUUUUUUUCUCCUUUUUUUUGUUUUUACACAAAUCAUGUCUUAGCACUUUUAAAUAACUAUUCCCAAUGUGCUCUGAGAUUAGUCAUCAUGGCGAUAGGAUGGGAUGACAAAUAAAAUUACUCAAUAGUAAUUCUGUAGGUCUACAUGUGAUGCUGGGAUAACUUGAUUGUCAUUGUUAAAUUUAGUAAUGCUUAAAUAUAAUACAUUUAGUGACACUUUGGACUUACUGUAAACAUCUGCAUAGAGCUUUAUUGGGACAAAUCAAGAGGAUUUUACAGGGAAACCAUGAAUUAAUGAUAGAAUCGCUGAAUAAGCAUGCACAAAUCUGUGCCUACGCCCUAUAAAGUCCUUCUUGGGCACUUGAGUCAGAAAUUUUGUUUGAAGUAUAUUUUCAUUAUUAUUGUUACUUUAAGUUCUACAGACUGUGGUUGUAAUCAGUGAUUUCAUCUGGUCCCAGUAUCUUGCCAUUAUUAUAGAGUACAUGUACAAAAACUGAGUGUCUGUGUCCUACGUUGCAUUAUGUUGUUGCCGGGUGAAAAAAAAAAAUGUGUUCUUUACUACAGAAUUCAUAUUGAAUUUGCUUGUAGUGAAGCAUUUUUAAGUCUGCCAUCCUCAUGCACUCUGAUUUUAGAAUUAUGUUUCCUUUCAAUGGUGGACGCAAAAUGUGCCCUUUUUUAUUUUUCUAUUGUAUUCAACAACUGUUUUCAUACGAUUACCCAGGAUAUACAGUUAUCUACAUUAAUUUUAUAUUUGUUCAAUUAUAACCUAUUACUUUAUCAUUCGUAUGACUAUUGAAUCAAGCUAUACUGUAUUAAAUACGAACUAUGUCAGUGUA